UUUUCAACCAGUCGACGCGAAGUGAGUAAGGAAAUCUAUUGUGAUAAGAGUUUGUUAUCAGUGUCUCAAUUUAUAUAGUAUUGCUUCGUAUUGUAUAUCUUUUUCCUUCAAACGUAGGGUAACGCGAAAAAAUGUUAAAAACUCUAAAACAUAUCAGCUAGUUAUUGAUUAUCUUAAAAUUAUACCUAAAUUUCAAGUAUAAGUAGUUUAUUAAAUUCUAUCCUGGUUUCUAAAUCAAAUGUAAAGAAAAUUCAAAGAUUUUUUGAUAAAAGUUGAGGGAAACGCAUAGAGCUUCAGAAAAAGUGUUGAGAACUACGAUGAAAAACUAUUAGUAGUUAACUAUCUCGAUAUUUUUGCAAACAUUCAUACCUCACCCAAGAACUUCAAGAUUGGAUUUUAGAACUUAUUAUUCUUCUUGCAUUGAAAUCAUUCGAUAUAGUAUCUAUAAUAAUCAACAUAUUUAUUAAUAUCCGAAUCACCGUCUGAAAAUUCAUCCUGUUUGUUAGGUAGAUUGUCUUAUAGAUAUUGAAAAGUUUUGGGGACACUUUGACACCAGUGACUCAGGAUUGUACGUUCUGUCAAUAAAUUGUUGAAAAGUAUAGGAAGGAUGGAGAACUAAAACUUUGGCUCAAUCACAAGAUUUUCGUGAGUGACUCCAGAUUUGAGGCUAUGAGUUGCGAGUAAUCGCGAAGAGCUCGAAAAUGCUGUCAAGUCACACAAUCGCCUACCAACAGCUGGACUACCACAACGGCUUCAGUCGUCCGCCGGACUCCUGUCAAUCGAGUCAGACUCACUUCUCCAUCAGGGACAUCCUGAACCUGGUGGGCCAAUGCACAGAGGAGAGCGGAGGAGUCAGCAUGCUGGAGGCAUCUCUGUUUCCGGACGAUCCCCAAAACCAAGCAGGGUUCUGGUACGAGACUGUGCCGAGAGUCGAGAAAACAGUGGAAGGUUUCACUUCCUGGGAGCAUGCUGAGGCUGGAUACUAUGUGGAGCAGUUCCCGUUCGGGUCGACUGGAGUCAAGUUGAAUCAGUUGCCGAGUCAUAUGUCUCCCAGUCAAGUGCCGAGUCAGAUGUCUCCGAGUCAUCAUGUCGAGUCAUGUCGGGACCGGAGUCAGGUACCGAGUCAACUACCCUGCGAGGGUCAAAUGGCCAUGACCGGUAUGACGUCACGCCAUGUUCAUAGUCUGAGUCACUUGUCGCCUCCCUUCAACGACUCAGAUGCCACCAGCCAUCAGCCAAAACCCAACGUCCUAGCACAACUACCAAAAGCUAGAAAGGUCACAUCUAACAAGCCCAAAUCAAGAUCCAAAAGGAAACCCAGGAUCUUAUUCACACAGUCACAAGUGUUCGAGUUGGAGCACAGAUUCAAACAGCAGCGCUAUCUGUCAGCACCAGAGCGAGAGCAGAUGGCGCAGUCCAUCAACCUGUCUCCUACUCAGGUGAAAAUCUGGUUCCAGAACAGACGCUACAAGAGUAAGCGAAUGAGAGGCUUUGCAGACCACGAUUUCUGUGCUCUGUCGAUGAACGGAAGAGGUAGACAUAAGUUCAAGGCAAAUCACACCGCUAAUUAUGAUAGUAGUACUGCAUUGUUAUAUCAGUCAGUAUCAGUGAAACCUCAGAGCUUCCCUGUUAACGGGCAGAGCUUUCCAGCUCAGCUGGGCUUCAACCAACAGGCUAUGUGAAGACAAUACCUUUGUGAAAUUACUAGAAACUCAGAUUCCAGAAGCUAUAAUUAUACAGGUCAAAAGUCAGGAAUAAUGAAAUGUUUCCAUGAAUAAGCUAUAUUUUAACAAGCUUUUGUGGCUAACAGCAAAAUGUUUGUGAGAUUACCAGAAAUUCAAAUUUUGGAAGCUACAGUUGUGAAGGUCAAAAGUCAGGAAUAGUGAAAUAUUUCCAUGAAUAAGUAAGUUAUGGUACCAACAACCAUUCUCAGACAUUCAACAAGUGGCAGAUUCGUUGAGGUCAUUCACCUAACCCCAAGAAUGAAUCAGCCACCUGUUGAAUGUAUGAAAAAUCUAUAGAUUUUUGGAUCCAGCUCCACUCCCUAAGGGUUUUUCUCGAAAUCUGAGGGUUGGAAUAUUUCAAGCUCCCCUUUCUCCAUGCAUUCCCAUGGAGAACAUGAUGCUGGAUCAGUUAAGUCACAAGAUAGUUAAGUCAAGAAGAAGCUUUAAUGUGGCUAACAAAAAAUCUAACAUUCUGUCAUAUGAUCGAAUAUAAUGUUAAUCGAACAUAAUGACCAAUUUGGGCCAGAAUCUUACAAAAUUGUCAAUACAUUUGAGAAAAGAACGAUCAACCAAAAAUUCAAAUUAGAACUAGUCAACUAGAUAUAAUCGAAAGCUUCUUGAACCGUUAAGAACAUUAUCUACAAAGGAAGUUUACAGUUUUUUAAACCAAAUUUCACCUCCACAUGAAACCUGCUAAAAAAAUUGAGGAAAAAUUAAAUAGUAAAAUAAUUUAUGCUGUGCAAACCUGCGAUAAGCAUUCAUUUUUACUAUGCAUUGUUAGAGAGUUAUAAGCCUUGAAAAAGUGGAUGAAAACCUGUUAUUUGAACAAUUUCACACUUUCAAGAGUGAAUAUCUCUCGAAAACUUUCGGAAAUAUCAGAUACGGAACAAAAAUUGUAAAGAAAUUGUCAAGCUACAUUUUGAAUUGUUAGUAAUGCCGUUUUUCUCCCAAGAUGUUAUAGGCGUGUAAGCAAAAGACUGAAAAAAAUCAUUAUUCCUAGAACAAGGGGUAAGAGUUGGGAUUUCAGAAAAAUAUGAUCACCUUCUAACUGGUCUCAACAAAGC
Messenger RNA from Nilaparvata lugens (brown planthopper), 2788 nucleotides. RefSeq names its product homeobox protein Nkx-2.4. The transcript is spliced from 4 exons. The coding region runs from base 702 to 1682 and encodes 326 amino acids. Gene Ontology annotation, biological process: cell differentiation; regulation of transcription by RNA polymerase II. Gene Ontology annotation, cellular component: nucleus. NCBI's taxonomy places the organism in Eukaryota, Metazoa, Arthropoda, Insecta, Hemiptera, Delphacidae. The record is from RefSeq and is a predicted model, not a curated record. Gene Ontology annotation, molecular function: DNA-binding transcription factor activity, RNA polymerase II-specific; RNA polymerase II cis-regulatory region sequence-specific DNA binding.